UUACCCCUGCAGCUUCCUUGUCUCAUUUGUCCUGGAGGGGGCAGUGUCUACCAAGAGUCCCCUCCUCCAACCUUCACCCCGUCCACCUUGCCGGGGCAGGGAAGGCGAGUGGAGGGUGCACCAGGGAACUUAACUUGGGCCCCUCCCCCCAGGAGUCCCUGUGCCAGUCCCACCACAUCCUGGACGAGGAGGGGGGCCCGGGAAGGGGCCUCCCCCACAUCGCUGCUGUGGUCCAUGCACUGCUGGAACGGCCUUAGGGGUGGAGGUAGGGGCUUAGGGCCCCAGCCGCCCGCCCCUCCCCGCCCCGGGAACAGAAGACUCGUCUGGGCUCUGCCUCUUAACAAGGACUUGGUGUGGGCGGCCUCGGGCCUGGCCCCAGUCUGCCCUUGGGCCAUCUCCGUGUGGCCAGGGAUCUGGGUGGAAGCCGAUGUUGUGUCGAGCGCAAUAAAGAGAAGCCCGAAGCCCUGUAGGUUGGCACUCAGGUGUGAGCGUGUCUGUGAGCAAGUGCGGGCGUCACUGGGCCGGGGUCACCUCCCGGGCGGCGGGUCUGGGUGCCCUGCUGGGCGUGUGUUUCUGCACCAGGCCCAGCGCUCAGACCCUGCCGCCAGGGGGCGCCCGCAGGACGGGCGCGAGCGCACUACUUGGCGGGUGGGAGGCUCUGGUCAGCCGUCGGAGGUGGGCGGGCUACCUGGGUUCACGCACAGGCCACGCAGCUAGGCAGCGGAGUGGACGGCGAGGGCUGU
Molecule: messenger RNA, 743 nt
Organism: Castor canadensis (American beaver)
Lineage: Eukaryota; Metazoa; Chordata; Mammalia; Rodentia; Castoridae
Source: RefSeq, a predicted model, not a curated record